AUGUCAAUUUUGCAUAGAUGUUUUCUUCAAGGUUAUUGUCUUGAGAUUGGAUUUCAAGUCUAACCUAAUAUGAACCAAGCCAUAUCUCACUAUAUGCACGGUAUCAAGUUCUUUGCUGAUCCCUUAUGUGCACACCAAUUAGAGCAAUAUUAUAACAAAAAUAAGAAUAAGAUUUUAGCUUCCUUCUGCAAAUGCCUCUAUUACUUACUGAUUGAAUUGGUUUAUGAAAUCAAACAUUAACUCAAAAAGAUUGAAUGUGAAAAAUACAAUGAGGCUCUCUAGGAAUUAGCACCCACUCCUGAUAUUCCUUUAAAUUAAUUAAGCAACUUUCUUUAGGCUCUCUAUCUUUUCAGAGAGAAUGAGUCAUAACAACAUUAUGAUUCACUUUUGAUGAAUUAUGAAUAAAUGGGUGCCAAAAUACAUGCCUAUCCCCUUCUAAUCAAACAAUUCACUUAAUAAACAAAAAAUCCUGACAAAUGUCCUGAUACUAUUUAUAAGUAAAGCUAACUGGUAAAUCCCGAUCCCUACUUAAAUCAGUGUUUAUAUAAUAUUUCCCUUUAUGGGAUAAUUGAGAGUACACAUUUAAAUUCAAUUCGUCAAAUAGUUUUCGAAUUGAGUUUUCUUCAUAGGCCAAACCCUUAUGCUGAAGUGAUUGAACAAUUAUACACCAGAGGAACUCAAUAUAUGAUUCAUAGGAUAUUACUGUUUCAAAAACGAGCAAAGGCAUUAAAGAACCAAGAUUUGUAAGAGGAGGAGAUUAAAUUCGUGGACUCACAAAAUUCAUUGAUUAGCCUUUACAUAUUGGGUAAAAGACAAAAGGACAAGUCAAAGAAUUGUAUGUUGUGCAAGGCCAAGGAAUUACUAAAGAAUCCAUGGCCAGAGAGUCCUUUUAUCAUGUUUGUUUACAUGUUCUAUUAGGCUAAGUUGGAAUUGCAUCAUCAACACCAUGAUGGGUAUUAGAAAUUGCUUGAUUAAAACCUAUUUGAAGAAUGCAAGCAGUAUUAUGAUCGAAACAUUUUGCAUUUUAAGUAGGUUAGGACAUUGCAAUUUUAUUCAAUUCGAAGGAGGUUAGAUAAGCAAAGAGAUAAAGUAACAUUCAAGAACAAACAGAUUCAAGCAAUCUUUGAUUAGAAGAGAGUGUAGCAAUUAGAUCAAUCUCGAGGCAACUUUUAAUAAAUUCAAUUAAGUCAGAUUGAAUUGAGAAGAUCAAUUAUCAAUCAAUCUCCAGAGAGGAAGGUUCUAGAUACAAUCAAAUAAACUUAAAGUAUUUAUGUUAACAGUGGGAACAAGAGGGUAAAUUUUGAUAGAACAAUCCAAGGACCUCAAAUUUUACCAUAAUUAGAAGAGAAGCAAAUGCAGAAAUCGAGAUUCAUUGAUUUAGAGAAUAAGAUCAGAUAUUCCAAAUUAAAUUUGAUAUAAUCUGAAGAUAUCUCUGAAAUAUAAUUUAUUAGUAAAAGCAAUCGAGAUGGCUAAUUGAGUUUAGGGAAAUAUUAAGGACAAUUGAUAUCCAUAAAGACCUUGGCUUACAUGAAUUAUGAGCAGAUAAACUAAUACUUUAAGUAUCUGAAAAAGUUUUCUAAUUUGGAGCACUAAAAUCUACGAACUAUAAUUGGAUACAAUAUAGACGAUUUAUAGGAAUAAGAUGUAAGUGGACAGAUACGCAUCAUAACUUAUAAAUACGAUUAUAAUCUAAGAACCUUCUUGUAAAAGAACAAGAUUUCAACAAAAGAGAAGUGGCAUAUGGCAGUGUAAAUAAUAGAUGCCAUUUAUUAUCUGCAUUAACAUGAGGUGAUCUUUUGCAAUUUACAUCCGAAUAAUAUUCUAAUCGACGGAGGUACACAUGUGCCAGUGCUCAUUGAUUUCGAUCUCCAAUUUGACAAAGAAUACUUGGAUAUUAAAUACAUGGCCAAAUAAGUUAUUGAAGAAGAGAUGCCAUUAUUUACUGAAAAAACUGACAUUUAUUCGAUAGGAUGCAUCUUACUUUAUUUAUUUUUUGGUUGUGAAUUUCAAUUUCAACAAUCAAAUCAUUCCACAACUCUUACUUUAGAAGCAUUCCAAACUUUGAAUCCACAUUAAUCGACCCACGUUGAGUUUCUCAUACCUCCUGGAUCCGAGGCUCUAUAGGAGAGGGCGAGAGUCAUUACAUUGAAGUGUUUAAACGGUGAGAUCGAAUUAUUAGAUCUGCUUCAACAUUUUUAUGAUUAUGUUUGA
Molecule: messenger RNA, 2211 nt
Organism: Paramecium tetraurelia
Lineage: Eukaryota; Ciliophora; Oligohymenophorea; Peniculida; Parameciidae
Exons: 4
Biological process (GO): protein phosphorylation
Cellular component (GO): plasma membrane
Molecular function (GO): protein kinase activity; ATP binding
Source: RefSeq, a predicted model, not a curated record